This is a messenger RNA of Elaeis guineensis (African oil palm), 2758 nucleotides long. Its product is annotated as THO complex subunit 5A. Lineage: Eukaryota; Viridiplantae; Streptophyta; Magnoliopsida; Arecales; Arecaceae. Gene Ontology annotation, molecular function: mRNA binding. The record is from RefSeq and is a predicted model, not a curated record. Gene Ontology annotation, cellular component: THO complex part of transcription export complex. Gene Ontology annotation, biological process: mRNA export from nucleus.
AUAGAGGUAAACGUGUUAGAGCGGCGCCGCAUAGCCCUCUCCCUCUCCCUCUCCCUCUCGACCCGCUUCCUCAGAGGCCCGGCGGCUGCAUAGUGGAGAAGAGCAGCGGAAGCAAAUCGAGGAGAUCAAAGCGCUUGUUGCAGGAUGCAGGCGAUGGAGGUGGAGGCGAUCCCCAACUCCAAGCGUUCUCCUCACGACGUUCUCGAGGAGACCCGCACGGCGAUGGAGGAGAUCGCCGCGAAAAUGCUCUUCAUCAAGAAAGAUGGCCGCCCCAAGUCCGACCUCCGCGAGCUCAUCACCCAGAUGUCCCUCCUCUUGCUCUCCCUCCGCCAGGUAAAUCGAUCGAUAUUGAUGGAAGAGGACCGGGUGAAGGUGGAGACGGAGAGCGCAAAGGCUCCGGUUGACUUCACCACCCUCCAGCUCCACAACCUUAUGUACGAGAAGAAUCAUUACUUGAAGGCCAUCAAGGCUUGCAAAGAUUUCCGAUCCAAGUAUCCGGACAUUGACCUCGUCUCCGAGGAGGAGUUCUUCCGUUCCGCGCCCGAGGACAUUAAAGGGAAGGUCUUGGCGAGCGAUGCCGCGCAUGAUUUAAUGUUGAAGAGGCUCAAUUUUGAGCUCUACCAGAGAAAGGAGCUGUACAAACUUCAUGAGAAAUUGGAACAGCAUAAAAAAAGUCUUCUGGAUACCAUAGCAAACCGGAAAAAGUUCCUCUCAAGUCUCCCAUCACAUCUGAAAUCUCUGAAGAAAGCAACCUUACCAGUACAGCAGCAAUUAGGGAUUUUGCAUACCAAGAAGCUAAAGCAGCACCAUGCAGCAGAGUUACUUCCACCUCCUCUUUAUAUAGUCUACUCACAGCUACUGGCUCAGAAAGAAGCAUUUGGAGAGAGGAUUGAAAUGGAGAUAUUAGGAAGUGUAAAGGAUGCUCAAAUUUUUGCUCAACAACAAGCUAACAAAGACAGCGGCUUAUCAUCGAAUACUGAAAACAAUAGGUUGGAAGAGGAUGCACCUGAUGAGGAGGAAGAUGUCCAGAGAAGAAGAAAGAGGCCAAAGAGGAACCAGAUCAAGGAGAAUAUUGAUCAAGCAGGAGUGUGCCAGAUUCAUCCACUCAAGAUCAUUCUUCAUAUAUAUGAUGAUGAAGAGUCUGAGGCUAAACCUUCAAAAUUAAUCACUCUGAGAUUUGAGUACUUGGUAAAGCUAAACGUUGCAUGUGUUGGAGUAGAAGAUUCAGAGGAAGGAUCUGACAACAAUAUCUUAUGUAACUUAUUUCCUGAUGAUACUGGCAUUGAGCUUCCCCACCAGGCAGCUAAACUUUAUGCUGGGGAUUCAUUAGCAUUUGGUGAAAGAAGAGCUUCACGUCCAUACAAAUGGGCACAACAUCUAGCGGGAAUUGAUUUUUUGCCAGAGGUGCCUCCUCUGCAUGAGUGCAAUGAAGCUUUGAGCAGUGAAGCUUUGAAAGGUUUAGAUGUUGCAGCUGGACUUAGUAUAUACCGUCAUCAGAACCGUGUGCAGACCAUUUUGCAAAGGAUUCGCUCCAGGAAAAAGGCUCAAAUGGCUCUUGUGGAGCAGCUUGAUUCCUUGAUGAAGCUCAGGUGGCCCUUACUAGCCUAUGGAGACAUUCCAUGGGCUUUGCAUGACCCAUUGUGUACUUUGCAAAACUGUUCUUCAUCUGAGCUGAUCCCUGACUCUUCAUCUUUCUCUGCUGUUGUGGUGGGACAAGUGGCACAUGUUAUUGACCUUGAUCUGGACAGAAGAUCUGUGACAUCAUGGGAAGUAGAGAGUGCAAGAGAAGAUGGAGAGCUUCCGACAGCAUUACCAGCUGCAAACUCACCGGAUGAUUCGAAGGUCACUAUGGCUAAUGGGUCUUCUGAGCAUGUUGAACAUUCUAGAAGCCUGGCUUUGAUUACAAAGAGUGUGACACCUUCCAAAAAGGUCAAAUCUCGAGUGCUGAGGAAAAGUGAGGAUGAUUUAGAACUCAUUCUGGAUAGUGACAGUGAACUGGAGGAGCACACAUGCAUUGACCAAGAAAUUGAAAAUGUCAGAGUUGGCAAACCGUGGGAAGACCAUGCUGCAAAAGAAUUCACUUUGAUUCUCACUAGAACUUAUGAAAAUGAGAGGAAUGCAAAGUUGAAUGCCAAGGUAAAAAUCAGCACAGAAUAUCCUCUCAGGCCUCCACUUUUCACUUUAAGCUUGCUUUCUGAUGGGCCUCAAGGUUUUGAAUGGUACAAUGAGCUUAGAGCCAUGGAAGCAGAGGUUAAUCUUCACAUCAUUAAGGUCCUGCCUUUGGAACAUGAAAACUACAUCUUAGCUCACCAAAUACGUUGCUUGGCUAUGCUCUUUGAUUUUCAUUUUGAUGCGCGCCAUGAAAAAAGAAAGAGCACUUCCAUAAUAGAUGUUGGAUUAUGCAAGCCUGUUAGUGGAACAAUACUUGCGAGAUCUGUCAGGGGAAGGGAUCGGAGGAAGAUGAUUUCUUGGAAGGGCAUGGGCUGCACCCCAGGCUAUCCUUGCUAGAAUUUGUUGCAUUUCAAGGUUGUUGACAUGUUUUAGCUCCUUAUUAAAGCCAAUACUUCAUUGCUCCCCGCCUGAACCAUUUUUCCUUUCUUUGGUGAAUUAUUGGCAUUUUCUUUCAAUCUUUCAUAAUGUGUAAACGAACUUGGUGAUUUUGUUGUUACUUUAUUCCCGAUACUUGUCGUACGUCUACCAGCUGUAGGAUUUCUGAGUUUAUCAUAUAAAUAGCGUAUGUUGAUUUGGAUUGAACUUA